Molecule: messenger RNA, 2658 nt
Organism: Cryptococcus amylolentus CBS 6039
Lineage: Eukaryota; Fungi; Basidiomycota; Tremellomycetes; Tremellales; Cryptococcaceae
Exons: 5
Coding region: 1050-2516 (488 amino acids)
Source: RefSeq, a predicted model, not a curated record
AUCCUUUUUCUUGUUCUCGCUACCCGUCGCCCUUCAUCCUCCCCUUCCUCCCCAGAAACAAGUUCCCAUAGCCCUCAGGUGCGUGACACGUCUCCUACACGUCGCGACACCUGCCAUACUUUAGGUAUCUUCUUGUCGCCACUCGCCUAUCACACACUGAUCCUGCUCUGCCAGCCUCGUCCAGGCCCAAUCCCAUUGCCCAUCAGAGGCUCCUAUAUCUUUCCAAGCUUCCAGACGUACGCGUCGUCCAGGCCCAAGCCGUCUUCUCAUCAGCUGCCCGGAAGACGUUCCAGCUCCAUAUAUUCUUCCGACCUCCGAUACGCUCUUGCCCCUCAUCAAUCAGAGGCUUGACGGGCGUCGCCAUGGCCACGGUCCCUCAAUACUUCAGGGACCUUUAUCCAACACCCUGCGGGAAUGCACCGGCUCUCCACACAAUACAGGCUCAGCUCAGCGAGAUCGAUGACAAUCCUUACGAACAUAGAGUGCAGAAUCUAUGGGACUAUCUGGCUGCGGAAUUUACCUUUUCUUUGAAGCCCCCGGAGCCCUUUUCCCAGCAUACCAAAAAAUGAGGACAUUAUGGUUCCUAUCCGCACUUCCCUCUCGAGCGCAUCCGCUACAAGAUUCCGCGGGGCACUCGCUCGUAUAGUGGGAGCUCGUUCUGUGAUGAGUAUACGAGGUGGAGGAGCGAAUACGGAGUCAAGGACAGCGAGGAACAUUGCAAACCAGAUCUAGUGUUUGCUGCCUCGCGCGGGUUUAAGCAAAGUAUCAAACACGACAAAAAACGCCAUAAACCAAAUGAGCCCAAACCACCUCCAUCCCAGUUCCAGUCCGACCAAACCCACCAUUCCAAGGGGUCCAUUUUCUAUCGGGCUUUCAAACUUGAGUCCGACGAGUAUCUGGAUUUGAUCCUGUCCUUGGUGUUUGAAUUCAAGGAGCCAGAGAUACUUCCUCCCGAGCCUUUCCUCCAGGAAGUUGCGUAUCUCAUCGGAAGCUAUGACGCAUGUGGCUGCUAUCUCGGUGGGUUUGCUGUGGGGAAGAAGUUCAGUUGCAUGAUUGUCAUCGACAAGGAUACCAUUCUGCUUGAGGUUCCCGACGACACGCCUUUGACAACCCAUGGGAUUGAUGACAUGAUGGACUUCCUGGCCGAAAAUUUCUCCUUCCCCCAUGAGUUCGGCAAUGACACGGAGACCUUGGACUUCAUCUGGCGGUAUUUCGAUCUCGCUUGGGAUGCUAUCAAAGAUUUGCCCCUCCACAGACGGUUGCAGCCGGUUCCGAAACCACCGUGGCUGUCGCGGGAGGAUGUUCAGGAGAAGUUGGAGAUACCCCUGGUUGGAUUGGGGGGUAUAAACACGAGAUUGGCGGCCUUUUUGGAGUAUGCGCACGGAUUGGAAACAGAAACGGCAACACAGUCUCAGGAAGUCACCACCCCCUCUACUAACGUGUCGAGUGGAACUCUGUACUCUGCCUCUACCACCUCUCGACCACACUCCCAGGGCCCCCCUCGCCGGUAUGUCUUGCCUGGAGAGGCCUCCUCAUCCCUCCCUCCCAUCAGGGACCUCGAACAGGAAGAGGAAAUGAGCAAUGUAGAUGAAGGAGAUGGUAAAGAUGAGGAGCACGAUGAGGAGGAGCGCGAUGUCGAGGUGCGCGAUGAUGAGGAGCAGGAGGAGGAGGAGGACGACGAUGAUUCAGAUGGGAGCGACAGUCCGAUCCCUGAUUCAAACGGGAAGAAGGACGACCCUGGCAAUGACCAGUCCGGCAAUCUCGGGGGUGGUGGUGAUGGGGCCAAUCCUGGCAUGGGCGGCGGUAUGGGGGGUGCUGCGAACACGACGAGUGGCCCUGGACCUGGUGACGGUGGUAGCAGUCAGCAGCAGGAGAGUAGUUCUGGCCAUGCCGGAGGCGCGGACCAACGUGACGUUGCUCGUGUGGGUGGCAAUGAUCUGCGUCUGGCGUUGGAGAUGGGACCUCGAAGACUUGGAAACGGCAAGACAUCCGAAGAGGAAAUCCUCAAAACCCCUAUUGUCGACAAUCAUUACUCUACAAGAGACGUUGAUGGUUGGCUAUCUUGGAUUCCGACUUUCACACCCUUCCCCCAUGACCUGCUUUCCGACAAGAAUGACAACACCCUUCUUGACAAGCCUCCCUCUUUUUCCAAAAGCAAAGGCAGCAACAACACAUCAGAGGACACGUCGUUGGGGAUGGGUGAAGUCGAGGAGUGGUUCGCAAGGAUGGCAGGUGGAGUAGGAUUCAAGCGCAAGGGUCAAAGUGCUACCGCGGACAUUGGGGAAGAUGUAGACUCUGGUACGAUGAAGGACGAGGGUGGGGCUCAGAAAGAGUGGGAAGACAGGCCCGAGAAGGUGGAAAGGCCCGAAAGCCCUUGCGCAAGCGAGAACGGAGCCGGCUCCGAUAUGCUGGCUUUCCACGACAUCCUCCUGAAGAGAAACAUCAAAUUUGUUCUCACGGAGAAGAGUUUGUUUAGGGCCAUAGUCGACAACAUCAAGGCUACGCCGAAAGUUUGAGUAGUGAGACUCUUUACCCAUUACUGUACGAAAGCUGUUUUCGCAUAUAUAACGAAGUUUCCUUACAUAUCACGAAGUUCCCUUACAUAUCUUACGAGAAUUGUUGUUCAUGGACAUGUAUACAUCCACUGUGAUUUCCAAA